This is a messenger RNA of Helobdella robusta, 858 nucleotides long. RefSeq lists its product as hypothetical. NCBI's taxonomy places the organism in Eukaryota, Metazoa, Annelida, Clitellata, Rhynchobdellida, Glossiphoniidae. The coding region runs from base 1 to 858 and encodes 285 amino acids. The record is from RefSeq and is a predicted model, not a curated record. The transcript is spliced from 4 exons.
AUGUGUAAAGAUAUGUCAGAGGCUUAUUUUAUUAUUUACUUCGAUUUUCAAUCACAACUUAUUGAUGAGAUAUCGCCAUUACAGUGUGCUCCAUGCCAUGGGGGCUCCUUGAUCUGUACUAGUAAGGGGUUUGGUUUCAUAAUGGUGAGAUAUCGGGAGCGAAAAACUAAUCGAGGUAAAACACCUGUUGAAGUGAUGAGAACAGCAGUUGAUGAAGUUCUGAAAAAGAACAGAGCUAUCAAUGCUGUUGCACGUGAAACUGGAAUUGACCGAAUGACAUUGAAGCGAUAUGUUCGGAAGAGUAGUCUCAGUCCAAGUGUAGGUUUGAUACCGAAUUGGAAUACAAGGCAGGUAUUCAAUUUAGAACAAGAAGAGAUGCUUGCAAAGUAUUUGCUGCAAGCAUCUAAGAUGAACUAUGGACUAUCCACCAAAACAACUCGCCAGUUCGCAUAUGAUAUGGCCGUUGCGAAUAAUAUAACAUGCCCAUCUUCAUGGUCAAUGAAAAAAACUGCUGAAGUGUUGAAACCAUUUCCAAAGGCUUCAGCCAGAAAAAAGCUAUUUCGGAACAGGCAACAAAAAACAAGAAUUUUAACUGACACUCCAGUUAAACAUGAAAUUUUUCUUGCAAAAGAAAAAAGUGUGAAUAAAAAAAAACGAACAUCCGAUACAGUAAAAAAAACAAAAGCCAUGUCAAGCGUUGAUUAUCUUGGAACACUAGAAAGUGAUGACAGUGAUGGUGAUGCAAGCAAUCCUCAGUUGACAGCAGAAGGCCCAAGAUCAAUGUACCCCAUGGGAGGGAUCAUGGUACCCCGUAUAUGGGGUGCUUUGAUCCUUUGUAGGGGGUUGUACCAAAGUUAA